Molecule: messenger RNA, 1335 nt
Organism: Fonsecaea pedrosoi CBS 271.37
Lineage: Eukaryota; Fungi; Ascomycota; Eurotiomycetes; Chaetothyriales; Herpotrichiellaceae
Exons: 1
Coding region: 1-1335 (444 amino acids)
Source: RefSeq, a predicted model, not a curated record
AUGACCAGCCGGAUGAUCAUCCUGGCGGGAGCUCCCGAGUCAGCGAAGCUCGACUGGAGCGAGAAAUCGCUUUUGCCGGCUUCUACCCACGUCGAAUCUCUCUCCCACAAGAACGAACUACCCAACUCGCAGACCCCAUUAUCGCCCUCGUCCAAAGCGUUUGGUGCCCAAUGGCGACAGAUUACAACGCAGAAGCUCCAGAUGCGCCCGAUUUUGCCCAAACUCAACAUUGAUGCACGCCCGACGGCGCCAGGCAUUGCCUUCCCGCACCAAGGCAAGCAACAGGAUGAGACCAAUGAGGUUGACCAGAGCGGCGCCGAAUUCUUUUCCUUUUCUGAAUUACUCGGCGCAUCUACACCAAGCAGUGACAUUAGUGAGGCCCAGUCACAACCUUCACUCUCCGGCGGUUCCUCGUCUAUCCCAGAUACCGCUUCCAACAGCACGGGCGCGUUCAACACAUCCGACGGAGGACCUCUAUCCGAGUACUACGACCAUUCCUUUUCCAUCUACGAAGCCAUCCCAUCAUCCCAACUUUCACACUUCUCCGACUCCAUCACCCCUGGCACGCCCACCUAUGAAUCGAACGAAGAAAUGUUCUCGGCACAGCAGGUCCCCGGUACACCUGGGGGAAUAAUUCGGACUCCCUCUCAGAGACGAUUAAGUCAAGCGCCGCGACCGAAAACGCUGAGUGAGCUGCAAGACAUUCCGAAUGCAAGGUACUUGCAGAGCAUCUCGCCGCAAACCAUGACAGUCAACUUGAUUGUGGGCAUUAUUUCCAUUGCGCCACCAAGAACGGUCAUCACAGGGGCCAAAUAUGGCCGACCGAAGGAGGUGGACCUUGUGGAGAUGGUGGUGGGUGACGACACGAGAUCCGGCUUUCCAAUCUCCAUGUGGUUGCCAAAAGAAAUGCGGGUGAACUGGAAGGACGGCGCCAAUGCGAACCCGGAAGGGAGCCGGAGCAUCCUACGUCGAAGUUUGCGGUUUAUGAAACCUCGUGAUGUGGUGUUGCUUCAGAACGUGGCACUCAGCUCGUUCCGAGGCAAAGUACACGGGCAGAGUCUAAAGGGCGAUGUCACCAAGAUCGAUCUGUUGUUCCGCAAGAAAGUGGAUGACGACGAUUUGGCUGGUAUAUAUUCGGUGAGCAACCUCCGGACAGCCAAUGUGGGAAAGGACCCGCAGGUGUUGAGGGUGAAGAAAGUGAGGGAUUGGCUAAUGGAGUUUGUGGGCGAACGAGAGGGAGGGAUGGGGGGUGGAUUAACACCACCGGGAGGCAAAAGAGGAAGGAAGAACAAGGCUGGAUACGGCUAUGCGUUCUUACCUGAGGAUACGCCAUGA